AUGAUAACUACCAUUAUAGUGAUCUUAUUUGUUGCAUAUUUGUUGAGAAAUGUUUUCUCGGGCAUUGAGAUUUCUAAUCCAGAUAAAGGUGAGACAGCAGAAACUAUUGUUGAAGGCAAAUUUACACCUAAAAGUUUGGCAAAAUAUAACGGAAGUGACGAUGCUAAAAUAUUCAUUGCCGUGAGAAAGAGAGUGUUUAAUGUGACGAUGGGAGCAGCGUUUUACGGCCCUGGAGGACCAUACGAGAACUUUGCAGGAAGGGAUGCCUCUCGUGGAUUAUCCAAAAAUUCGUUUGAGUUGGAUUGCUUGACACCCGUAGACCAGCCAAUUGAUCCCUUGGAUGACUUGACCCCCGAGGAAAUAGAAUCCUUGGAUAGUUGGGAAGAGCAUUUUGAGAAUAAAUAUCCUGUGGUGGGUUCACUCCAUGAAAACGACACAGUGUGA
This is a messenger RNA of Debaryomyces fabryi, 444 nucleotides long. It is a transcript of the gene DAP1, whose product is annotated as Dap1p. NCBI's taxonomy places the organism in Eukaryota, Fungi, Ascomycota, Pichiomycetes, Serinales, Debaryomycetaceae. Gene Ontology annotation, cellular component: endomembrane system; membrane. The transcript has a single exon. Bases 1 to 444 code for a protein of 147 amino acids. The record is from RefSeq and is a predicted model, not a curated record.